Lodderomyces pseudojiufengensis is the source of this 1911-nucleotide messenger RNA. RefSeq lists its product as uncharacterized. Bases 1 to 1911 code for a protein of 636 amino acids. NCBI's taxonomy places the organism in Eukaryota, Fungi, Ascomycota, Pichiomycetes, Serinales, Debaryomycetaceae. Gene Ontology annotation, biological process: intracellular protein transport; vesicle-mediated transport. The transcript has a single exon. The record is from RefSeq and is a predicted model, not a curated record. Gene Ontology annotation, cellular component: Golgi membrane.
AUGACGUUGAAUCUAUCAAAAGUCAAAGAUGUUUAUUUUGAAGUGAUGUUUCAGUCACAAACGGACUCAACCAAUUCAUCAACUGAUACUUUUUCAAAUAACAAAUCUCCAAAAGUGUUACUUUUAGAUAAUAUUACAACUUCAUUUAUAUCGCUUUGUUAUACUCAAUCUCAAUUGUUAUCAAAUGAUAUUAUAUUGGUAGAAUUAAUUGAAUCACAACAAAACCUCACAACUAUGAAACAUUUGGAUUGUAUAGUAUAUAUCAAUCCUAAUUUAGAAUCGAUCAAAUUAUUAUUAUCUGAACUUCGAUCUCCACAUUAUAAAAAAUAUUAUGUUUAUUUUAAUAAUGUAAUUGGUAAAAAUCAUAUUGAACUGAUUGCAGAAGCAGACGAGUUUGAAGUAAUUGAAAAAAUCAUUGAAUUAUUUGAAGAUUAUUAUAUUUUAAAUAAUGAAUUAUAUCUUUUAAAAAAACCUACUAUUAAUUUACCAAAUCCAGUCGUUGCUGAAGCUGAAGGUUUAACCAGUUUACUUUUGGCUUUGAAAAAGACACCAAUAAUAAAAUAUGACUCAAAUUCGAUUGAAUUAAAACGACUAAGUUCUGAAAUAUUAUACAUUAUAAAUUCAAAUUCAAAUAAUAAUUUAUUUGAUGAUUUAAAUCGUCGAUCAGAUGUACCUCCAGUUUUACUUUUAUUGGAUCGUAAAAAUGAUAUAAUAACACCUUUAAUGACACCAUGGACUUAUCAGUCAAUGAUUCAUGAAUUUUUAACAAUUGACAAAAACGUAGUGGCAUUACCUGAUAAUCAAAUUGUUCUUGGUGAUGAUGAUCCAUUUUUUAAUCAAUCAUUAUUUUUAAAUUAUGGAGAUUUAAAUGAUAAUUAUCAAAAAUAUUUUGAAAAAUAUAAACUUGAAACAAAGCAAUCUUCAAUAAAUAAUGAUCAAUUAUUAAAUAUAUCAGAAUUGAAAAAAACUUUAACUAAAUUUCCUGAAUUUCAAAAAUUUUCAACAAACAUUGGAACUCAUGUGAAUUUAAUAUCUAAAAUUGAUGAAGAAUUGAAAAAGCAACAUUUAUGGGAAAUUGGAGAAUUACAACAAACAAUCAUAUGUGGAUUAGAAAGUCAAUCUAAUAUUAAAACUACAUUAUUGGAAGUUUUACAAAAUAAAAAUAUUUCAACAGUUAAUAAAAUCAAAUUGAUUUUGUUAUAUACUUAUAAAUUUCAUGAAUCUUCAAAUGAUUUAAAUUUAUUUAUUUCAAAAUUAAAUGAACCUUCAUUUACACAAGAACCUCCUGCUCCUGAACAAAUACAUUUAAUAAAGAACUUUAAUGUAUUAUUUGACAUGGAAGAUAGUAAAAGAAAUCAACAACAUCAGCAAUCAUCACAAGAUCAACCAUUCAAUAACAAUAUUACAAAAAAUAUAAAUCAACAAGGACUUGCCAAUUUAUUUUCAAAUAAUAAAGUAAACUUUAAAAAGUUUUUCAAUAAGAAUGAAACUCCAGAAAAUGAUAAUGUUUAUUUACAAUAUACUCCAAAAUUAAAAACAACAAUUCAAAAUUUAUUAAAUCCAGAUUCAAAUGCUAGACCUAAUUCAUUUUUUCAAACUUUAAUUCCAGAAAAAGUUAAACAACAAUAUGGUAAUAAUUCAUCAAAUAAUUCAAUUCAAGAUUUAAUUAUAUAUAUUAAAGGAGGGGUAACUUAUGAAGAAUAUAGAAUUAUAAAUGAAUUAUCAAAAUUAAAUCCAAAAUUAAAUAUAAUUAUUGGAGGUGAUGAAAUUUUAAAUAGUGAAAAAUGGUUAAAUAAAUUAUAUGAAUUAAAUCAAUCUAAACAAAUUAAUUCAAAUAGUACUAAUGUUUCAAAUUCUGAAUUUUUAAGUGAUGGAAUUGAUAGAAGAACAGCUUUACGUGAUAUUUUAUAG